AAAGCGAAGUUUACUAUACUGUCGCCCUGCAAUAAAAGGGAUAAAACCGUCUGUCUUUGAAGCCUGCGUUGUUGGGAGAAUUUAAAUACAUUCCGAGGGUCGUAUACAAUGAUGAAUUGACGUUGGAGAAGCGUGACGACAGGAGCAGAGCGGCGAGAAAGAGUGACGCCCCACUGUUCCAGCUCGAUGUUGCUAUGCCGCGGACUCGGAUGUAUGUGUGGUGUGAAGUUGUCAGGUCGCUCACUCCGCCCGGAGCUAAAUGGAUGUGAAAUGUCACUCUGCUUAGCCAAAUAAGUCGAACACAAGACGAGCGGUUUGCUUCAAAAUGCGCAGAACCGCCAACUUCAGCCGUCGUUUAAGGAACCCGAGUGAUUCUGUCACUCCGCUUUGAAGACAAAUGGACCUGGACUUCAGAAAGCCGAAUCUCAUGUGUGGGGGAUUUCGCUAACCCGAGGAGUCCAGUCAUGGAUGAUCAUGGAUCUCAGCCUCAUCCUCGCAGCUCUGGUGUGAGGGUGUCGACCAAAAGCAAAGCCCCGUGUCCUCCAGAACUGAAAAAUCUGGAUUCCCCUGGACUCUCCCAGUGGUACCCAGGAAACCCUCACUUAACCAUGGAUCAGAAGGAGAAUCUCAUCGAUAAAGAGCUCUCUCUGGUUGUUGUAUUGCCAGAUGGGGCAGAAAAAAUGACAGCAAUACAUGGAAGCAAACCUCUGAUGGAUUUGUUGGUGACUCUGUGCGCCAAGUACCACCUGAACCCGUCCAGCUACACCUUAGAACUGGUCACCAGCAACAGACACAACAUCAAGCUCAAACCCAACGCUCUCAUCGGAACGUUGGACGCAGAGAAGAUCAUUCUCAAACCGAAAGGGGAAGAUAAGAAUAAGAAGACAGGUCCGCAAAUGCCUGAGGCGACGGUUCGGAUGGUGAUCAACUACAAACAGACGCAGAAGACCAUUUUAAGAGUGAACCCUCGAGUCCCGCUGGCUCAGCUCUUACCAGCGAUCUGUGAGAAAUGUGAGUUCGACACCGAGACAACUAUCCUACUGAGAGAUGUGCAAUCACUGGCCCCUUUGGACUUGUCCUGUUGCCUAAAUGAUUAUGCAAUACGGGAGCUUUAUGCAAGGGACACGAAAGGUCCAACGACACCCACAUGUCCAGUCUCGCCGACGCAUGUCGAAAAAGUGACACCGGGGAAAGAUAAGAAUCAGAAAGAGAAGGAAAAUAAAGGGCUCUUCAGCAAGUUCAGGAAAAGCAAGAAGGCAUCUGAGCAGGCAACGACAGCGAGCGCUCCAGCCUCUCCGGUGCUGGUGAGCAAACCUCGGCCCCUGAGCAUGGCACUGCCGAGUACAAAUUCAUCCCCACUCCAUUCACCCCUGAGUCCCGGACAUGUGCCAAAGAAGAGACGUGCACCUCCGCCUCCGGUCCCCGUGUCACAGAGCUGCACCCCGGACAUCAGCCCUCGCCAAAGACUCAAUUCCGAGCCCAUCACCAGACUGGACCACGACCAGGUGUCGAGCUUGACUCGAGGAUCCUCAGCAGAGUCUUCGCUGAGAAGAACCAAACGAAAAGCUCCCCCUCCCCCGGCAUCCCCGUCCUCUGUUGUCCAGCCAGGAGAGCAGUCACAAGGCAUUCCUACUGCUGAAGCCUUAGAUGAGAUCAUGGAGCAGGAGGAGAGCACCACAGCUUCCAUCAGAUCCACCAGUGACACCCAGAGAGAUGACAACAGCCUCAGCCUGUCACUGCCGUCCCCGUCGCCGGACCUUGAGCUGCCCAGCGCCGUGUCCAACGAGGUCUUUGAGGACAGUCACUCAGGUGAUCUGUCCUCAGAUGGCAAUCAAGUACAGAGGACAGAGGACGAUUCUUCAGCUGCUGCAGUUCCUGUACCAGCAGAUGCUUGUGAAACUCCAGCUGAAGGAGAGAUCCAACUCCCAGACAGUCAAGACCCAAGAGCUGAGAGUGUACAGAGCGAAGUCAGCACUGUUCCCAGUGACCUCCCGUCCUCGCCUCUCCCACCUCCCCCACCACCUCCUCCUGUCAUGCAGAAUGAAGACCAAGUCCCGUUUGAGGAAAAGCCUCCUCCGUCAUGCGAGCAGAUGGUUGGGCUGGAGAUCACCGCCGACACCUCACGCCGGGCUGGAGAGAAUGCUCAGGUGCAGACAGAUUUGGUUUCCAACCCGGAGCCUGUGCAGCAAGAGCUGGCUCCUGACUCAGCUAAUCCAGCCACAGCAAAGAGAGAUAUGGCCACGCUGACAGAGGAGCUGCACUUCAGCGAACAGACGAGCAUGACUCCCCCGACCCUGGAGUCACCUCCAGACUCAACACAGCCAUGCCUGGCCACAACAAAGCCUCCUUCUAUUUAUGCCCCUGACUCUGAGCCAAAGCCCAAACCAUCGAAUGAGCUGACAAGGGACUACACUCCCAAAGUGGGAAUGACAACAUACACUAUUGUGCCUCACAAAUCGGCGGAAAAACUCAGAUAUUUUGAAGUUGCACUGACACUGGAGGCUCCUCCCGGAGGCACAGAAGAAGGACCAGAUAUGGCCUCUCUGCAGCUGGAGGAGCGCGCUGCACCCAGGGAACAGAGCGAGGUCUCCAGGGAGCAAGGCGGACUGUUUACUAGGUCGGCCGCCGAUGAGGUCCUUGCCAUCAGCACGACUACUUCCACGACUACUCGAGGCACUGGCACAGAAAACACUGCUCCCUCUUCACCCAAAACCGAGGAGAAGCUGUCGCCCUCUUCUCCGGCAGGUUCACCAGCAGUCAUCAAGGAAGUGAAAACUCCACCUGCGACUAAACCGAAGCCGGGAUCUUUCCGCUUAGCAAAGCACAAAAAAACCCCAGGGUAUUAUGUAACGUCAGCGGCAGAGAAGAGCGCCAGUGGCAGUCUGACCAGCAGCCACAGGGAGGAUCAUGCAGGUCCAGAGAGAGUCAAGUCUCCUCCUCAUUCCCCUCCUGCUGGACACCACGCAGCUCCGGUCGCUAAUGUGGAGCUCACUCCUAAAAGUGAUGUCAACGUUCCACCCCUGAUUCGGCAAACAAGUCUGCCUUCCAACCAGCAGAGCUACAGGUUAAGUUUGGAAAAACUGAGGAGCUUCGCUGCUCCAAGACCGUACUCUCCAGCUACCCCGUCCCGCUUCGCCCAGGCGGUGUCGUCUGCUGUUAAAAAGAGCCAUGCGCUCCCUCAGGGACCAAAGUCGCCUCAGUCCCCCGGAUCACCGGCUUUCUCUCCUGUUAAAAGUCCCAAAACUGUGAGCACAAAAGGGACAUUUACGUUAAAGCAGGACAGUGAACACACAGACGAGGUCUUUUACGAAAACCCUGCGGCGUCUGAAGCACAAGUUGAACCGUCGCUUCAGGACGUUGCUCCACUAGGGGAAAGUCAUCUCUAACUUCACUCUCACUCACAAUGUUCUACUGUAAGCGACUUCAUUUUCUGGACUUCACUGACAAGGCUUGACGAAGAUCAGUUUAAAAGUGAUAUUCAUUCUCCUCCUCUAGGUGGCGCCUUUUCCGUCUUCUUUUGAGUUUCUUGAGCACAAAAGCAGAAUUGCCUUAACUUUACACAUUUGGUUGCCUUUGUACAUAAAACAUAAAGAAUCUUAAUUGUUAUUAACUGUAUUUUGGUUCCUCAGAUUCAAAAUAUUGGCUUAUUUUAACAACUCACCUUUAUUGGAUGUGACCUUGUAUUCGGGUUAGAAAAGUUAAAUUAAACUUUUUAUUUUGUAAAUUAUUCCUGGUUAUAUGCAGAGUUGUAAUAUUAUUUGGAUAAAUUUAUAUCUUUAUUAUACUGUGCGUGUGCGUGUGAGUGAGUGGCAGACCAGACAUGGUGCUGUGACAGAGUUCACCUCAAUCCACAGUGGAUUUCAGUAAAAUCUAUAAAUAUGCCUGACUGCAACUGUUAUUACAAAUAAAGGUUUUAUCAUUUGAA
Messenger RNA from Synchiropus splendidus (mandarinfish), 3925 nucleotides. RefSeq names its product cordon-bleu WH2 repeat protein-like 1b (gene cobll1b). The transcript has 13 exons. The record is from RefSeq and is a predicted model, not a curated record. The coding region runs from base 465 to 3386 and encodes 973 amino acids. Gene Ontology annotation, biological process: signal transduction. Gene Ontology annotation, molecular function: actin monomer binding. Lineage: Eukaryota; Metazoa; Chordata; Actinopteri; Syngnathiformes; Callionymidae.